Messenger RNA from Sebastes umbrosus (honeycomb rockfish), 2218 nucleotides. RefSeq names its product solute carrier family 35 member B1 (gene slc35b1). The coding region runs from base 420 to 1412 and encodes 330 amino acids. The transcript has 9 exons. Gene Ontology annotation, molecular function: UDP-glucose transmembrane transporter activity; UDP-galactose transmembrane transporter activity. Gene Ontology annotation, biological process: UDP-galactose transmembrane transport. Gene Ontology annotation, cellular component: Golgi membrane; endoplasmic reticulum membrane. Lineage: Eukaryota; Metazoa; Chordata; Actinopteri; Perciformes; Sebastidae. The record is from RefSeq and is a predicted model, not a curated record.
CCAAUUUUCCUGACGCGACCGCUUCUUCCACUAAUUGCAGUCUUUUCUCAAUGAAAACACGAGCUGCUCUCUGCUGUCUGCUGGCAGCACAGAUACUCACAGACAGCUGGGAAUGGGAGAUUUAUGAUCCUACAGCCGUCCUGGAGGAGAAAUUUAGACGCAUAAUGAUUCAAAAUAAACUAAUGACAUGACAUUUGACUUGUCUGUGCAGCUCUGGACAACUCAAGAAGCUACUAACAGCUGUGCACCAGAAGGUCUGAGGGCUGAUUAAUUAAACCUUUUAUCCACCACCACAGAUAAACAACGUGAGCACCAUUUCCGGGCUCGUCACGUCGGCUAUAGUGGAGCGGGACGUCGGUGUGAGAGGACCGGGCAGCGCAGCGGUGUCGGUUCACAUUCCCGGGCUGCUGGACGACAGCAUGGCUGGGGGAAAAGGAGCUGGCAAGACCGCCUCGAUGUGGGACAGCAUGCGGAUACGGUUCAUCGUCUGCUUCAUCGGAGUCUUCGUGUGUUACUUUUACUACGGGAUAUUACAAGAGACAAUCACUCGAGGUGAUUAUGGCCAGGGAGACCAAAAGGAGAAGUUUAGAUUCGCCCGGACGUUGGUCUUCAUCCAGUGCAUUGUCAGUGCUCUAUUUGCUAAGAUCUUGAUCCAGUUUUUUGAGGGCUCCAAGCCAGAUCACACCAAGAACUGGCUUUAUGGGCUGUGUUCCCUCUCCUAUCUGGGAGCCAUGGUGUCCAGUAACUCGGCCCUUCAGUAUGUCAACUACCCAACACAGGUGUUGGGGAAAUCCUGCAAGCCCAUACCAGUGAUGAUCCUCGGUGUGACAAUACUGAGGAAGAAGUACCCGCUGGCUAAGUAUCUGUGUGUGCUGCUUAUUGUGAGCGGCGUAGCGCUGUUCCUCUACAAACCCAACAAGAGCUCAGCUGUUGCAGAUGACCAUGUUUUUGGGUUUGGAGAGAUUCUGUUGCUUAUCUCUCUGACAUUGGACGGUUUGACUGGCGUGGCCCAGGACCACAUGAGGUCUCGCUUCCAGACUAGUGCCAACCACAUGAUGCUGAACAUCAACAUGUGGUCCACGCUGGUGCUGGGACUAGCGGUCUUGUCGACAGGGGAGGUAUGGGAGUUCCUCAGUUUUACCGAACGCCACCCGAGCAUCAUCUACAAUAUUCUUCUGUUUGGAGUGACCAGUGCUUUAGGACAGACCUUCAUCUUUAUGACGGUGGUGAACUUCGGGCCUCUGACCUGCUCCAUCGUCACCACCACGAGGAAGUUCUUCACCAUCCUCGGCUCCGUCCUUCUGUUUGGCAACGUCAUGACUACGAUGCAGUGGUUUGGUACUAUCCUGGUGUUCCUCGGUCUCGGAUUUGAUGCUAAAUUUGGCAAAACCCCAAAGAAGACGACGCACUAAAACACCUGGAGCACACGAUGGGAAAGAUUGCAAAUGGAAACACUCUAUAGCCAGUAUCUUAUUUUCAUAAGACGUCCUGUACAGGCAUGUUCUGUAUGUGCCUGUGAUUGGUUUAAGAAUGGUCAGAUUUUUAACUUAACUGUAUUUAAAAGAGAGUCCAGCUUCUGUUGUGUACUGUUGAUAGACACGAGAGACACGAGAGACACGUUUUACUCGGGAUCAAGUCCUGAAUGAACUGUGACGAGCCAUUAACAUCUUUAUUUUUUACCACUCUUUUGUGGUGGAUUUUGACUGGCUGAAAGACACAGGUGGAAAAUACUGUAUUUAGACAAAUCUUUAUGUUUCUGAAACCAGCUCACCUCCCUUGGAUGGACAUUGAAACCAAACAAGGCCUAAGACACAUUUCCAGCAUUAAUCUCAUGAACUUGCCACCAAAUAAGGCUCGGUUUACAAAUAGUUGCUUGAAUAUGUGUAAUUAUCACAUAUGUAGUUUAUUUUCCUUGGCAAACAAUCAGCCAGGUCUCAUCUCAUCUAUAAAAUAUAAACGGUUGUGUUGUGUCCAAUCUUACUAUUGAAUUGUUUUUACUUUUAUUUUCUACAAGUUGACAAUAACUUACCAUAAAAGGGAAAUUGUGAUAUUUCAUGGUGAUUUUCUUUUUAUUACACAGAAUUCACUUGAUUGGUUUCACAUCAGUCAGUUGAGAUACUCGUCUCUGAUUGGGUGCUGCUUGUUGGAAAUGGCUGUAAAAUAGCCAACAAACACUUAAUUAAAGCUAAAAGCAAAAGUCACUACCACCAGCAACAUA